AUGAAAUUAUCAAGAACCUUAAUCUUAGCUUCAGGAUUGGCCGGCUCAAUUAAUGCCGCAACUGACACUGCAAUUACUGAAACAGUCACCAUCACUAAGACUUUGUACACUCCAGAGGAGUCCUUAAGUAUGGCUGAAGAAGCCGCAAAAGCAGCUUCCAUAGCUUCGGUGUUAUCCGUUGAGUCACUAGCUUCAGUUGUUGCUGCUCAACUGGCAGUAGAUGGUUACUACAGAUCUUUAGCGUCGGCUUCAGAGGCUUUACUUGUUCAAGAAACAGCUGCAUUAGAGAAUAAGGGCUAUAACGCUACCAACAAUGUUACAAUCCACUAUGUUACCGUCACUAUCAAGCCAAAAUCUAAGGCAACAAGCUCUGCCUCAGAAAAAUUGAUUCUUGAUACUGAGAGUACCGACACUGGAUCUGGUUCAAGUUCAUCUGAAGCUGUCACCAUUCCUGCAGAAGAGACUUCAGAGGGUUCUGGUAUUAAGUUACCCAAUGGACAAUACACUGGUGCUGCUGCUGGUUUAUGUGCUUUGGUUGUUGCACUUUUAUGA
Lodderomyces orthopsilosis Co 90-125 is the source of this 552-nucleotide messenger RNA. It is a transcript of the gene PGA34, whose product is annotated as Pga34p. The coding region runs from base 1 to 552 and encodes 183 amino acids. The transcript has a single exon. Lineage: Eukaryota; Fungi; Ascomycota; Pichiomycetes; Serinales; Debaryomycetaceae. The record is from RefSeq and is a predicted model, not a curated record.